Alosa alosa (allis shad) is the source of this 2776-nucleotide messenger RNA. RefSeq names its product transmembrane protein 161A (gene tmem161a). The coding region runs from base 160 to 1644 and encodes 494 amino acids. The record is from RefSeq and is a predicted model, not a curated record. The transcript has 12 exons. NCBI's taxonomy places the organism in Eukaryota, Metazoa, Chordata, Actinopteri, Clupeiformes, Clupeidae.
GAUUUUAAGUCCUUAUGUGGUAAGCACACCCCUUACUUUGAACGUACAGAGUACCCACAUGUCAUUGGAGUAGUCUCAGCUGUUCAGGGAUUGAGAUCUUUGCUGAGAGUUUGUCAAUGGGAGACGUGUCCGACUGUUAAUACCUCCACAAAUACCAGAAUGGCCCUUAUGGGAGUACAGCUGGUAGUCAGCUUGCUGGCUGCCAGCAUAAUGCAGAGGAUGGCUCCGCACUGCUCCUUUGCACGCUGGCUGCUGUGCAAUGGCAGUCUCUUCCGCUUCAAGCACCCGUCUGAAGUAGAGCUUUGUGCCUUGGCUGGGAAGCAGGUGACCAAACCUAACAAGAAAGACAGAAGACAAAAUGGCAACAGAGAAAACAAGCCUCUCACAGUGCCGAAGGAUAUAGAUCUCCAUCUGGACAGCACUCCCAUCAAUGUACUUGAUGCCUUAGUUCUGAGGUUCUUCGUUGAGUACCAAUGGCUCAUUGAUUUUGCCGUCUAUGCAACUGGAAUUUUUCUUUUCACCGAGACCUACUACAGUGUGGUUGAUGCCAGCAAAGAGGUCAACAUUGGUGCCAUCUGGUGUGUUUUGACUGUAUUUUUCUGCCUGAGGACUCUGCACACUCUAAUGAGCCACUACUUCAGCGCCGACGCGGACGGAGAGAGCUCCGUGUGUUUGGCCUUUGGCUUCCUGUCCCUGCUGGUAGCCAUGUUGGUGCUGGUCGUGAGGGAAGACUACUUGGAGUUCGGCCUGGAACCUGGUUUUAACAGUCUUUUUGACAAUCUGGAAGUUUUUGCAAAACAGCAAGGCUAUUCCGAGUGGUCAGUGCCUGUUACCAAGUUGACUGUGAAGCUGGGCUUGGCUACUGUUUGUGGGUUCAUUGGUGCCCUGCUGGCUUUUCCUGGACUUCGUCUCGCCCAGACCCAUCUAGAUGCCCUGCAGAUGAAUUCUGACCGUCCCUUCGUAAAAGCCCUCCUACACAUCAGCUUCCUCUCCCCUCUGUUGGUGAUUGUAUUGUGGGUGAAACCAAUUGCCAGAGACUUCUUGGCCAAUGCUCCAAUGGGAAAGACAACAGUAACAUUGAUCCCCAGCUCCAUGUUUAAUUCGGUGCGUCUGUGGACAGUGGUGGCAUUGUGUGUGCUGCGUCUGUUGGUCACGCGCUACCACCUGCAGGCCUACCUCAACCUGGCCCAGAAGUGGGUGGAGCAGAUGAAAAGGGAGGCUGGCCGUAUAGCUGCCAUUGACAUCCAGAGGAAGGUUACCCGCAUAUUCUGCUACUUGACUGUGGUCACGCUACAGUACCUGAUCCCUAUUCUGCUGAUACUCUUCUCAACCCUUGCGUUGAAGACUUUGGGUGACUUCUCGUGGUGUUUUGCUGAGGAGACCCCAGGCGUGACUCCGGCUCUGGUCCUCCCGACCUCGCCGCCGCCCGUCCCGCUGGAGGACGACGAGGAAGCCGACGACAUGGAGGAGGAGGUCCAGGCCACCGUGGCCCAACUGGCCGCAGCCUUCCACGGCCUGUGUUCUGUCCUCACACCACUCUUCUUCCGCGGCUUCUUCGCCUUCCUCACCUGGUGGGUGGCAGCGUGCCAGGUCAUCAGCAGCCUCUUUGGCAUCUACUUCCACCAGUAUCUGAUGCACAACUGAAGGGGCCUCCGUCCUCACGGCCCCCUCUCUUAUUGCACUGAGUUCAGAUUACAGCCCCCGUGUACCCCGAGCAGCAAGAGUGAAAUGACCUUGAAGUGGUGCGUCAAAGUCAAAUCAAAAAUGGCAUGCUGACUGUGGGGCAUACAGUAGUUAGGCCAUUGGCAGGACUGGACCUGAUCACAGAGUCUAUAACUCUACCAUUUUAGCAUGACUUCAGUGCCAGAAUGUGUCCUCUUUGCUCAUCCAAGAAACAAAUAACGGUGAUAGCGAUUUUAUGACAGUCAGUAGCUAAAUCAAUAGCUUAACAAUGGCAGUUUCACUCUGAGUCCUGUUCUUGCCUACAAUCAAAACCAUUCAGAUUAACAUCUGAUUACUAAUAUUUAUUUUGACAUCUACUCCCAUACUUUAAUAUCACUUAAAUGUCUUUAUAGAUGUUGGGUACCUCUAAAUAGAUUUUAUUUCCCAUAGUUCUUCAACUGUAUGUCCAAAGCAUUAGUCAACCAUUCACAUGCUCAAUAGGGAACUACAGUAUUCACUGAAUACGCUGCUAUUCAGAUCAAAUUUAAGUGCCUGGAAACUCAGGGAUUUUGAAGUCAGUGAUAGGAUUUCAUUUUCCAGCACACCAGACCGUGAUGAGUUAAUCUGAACACUGCUGUGGUACAGUGUUACAAAAGACUUGCAGCCAGCCACGUUUGUCACCGAGAGGGCUCAGAGAGGUUUAGGGUCUCUGUCCAGUUUUAUUUGAUGCCAAGCACUGUAAACGUACAAAAAAGAUGGAUUUCAUGUCAAGCUUUCAUGUUAUGUGGGCCUACAGUACCAUAAUGAGUUUAAAAGUAAUCAUUUGUAUUUAUGUAUUUAUUACCGAGUGCCACAUAUAGCUUAACUCUAAUCUGUAAUUUCCAGUGGUACUGUCUCAAUUUAAUUUGGUGUUCUGAGCGAGGUUUCAUUUGUUUUUGAUUGAAGACUGAGAAAAAAAGAGCUGUCAGUUGUGCAUCUGUGGGUGGUUUUUAGCAAAUCUGCUUUUUUCUUGACUGAAGAGAUUGUUUUUCUGAAAAUUGAAUGCUCCAUGAUGAGUCGUGUAUUUGGUACAUUUUAAUGUUGGUUGAAUUUUAAUAAAACGCAAAGGUUGAUU